AUGGACGAUACUUAUAUGGCUGUGAAGCGAGAACAUGAACAAGCGAGAAAUCAGAUUUUGACGCUGUACGCGGAAAGCAUGAAUGCAUGGAACAAGAUAAACAAUGCCUAUGUGGACAUGUUGAGCAGCCCAACCACUAAAAAUGCCAACGAAGCCAUGAUCAUCUUCAGCAUAGUUAAACAAGCGGCUGACCUUCUGCCGGAUAUGAACAACGGAAGUCAAACACUAUCUGUAACACCAAGACCAUCAUUCCGAGGACAACGUUUAUGA
Auanema sp. JU1783 is the source of this 270-nucleotide messenger RNA. NCBI's taxonomy places the organism in Eukaryota, Metazoa, Nematoda, Chromadorea, Rhabditida, Rhabditidae. The record is from the annotation of a GenBank genome assembly.